Molecule: messenger RNA, 2753 nt
Organism: Cucumis sativus (cucumber)
Lineage: Eukaryota; Viridiplantae; Streptophyta; Magnoliopsida; Cucurbitales; Cucurbitaceae
Product: exosome complex component RRP42
Exons: 10
Coding region: 1586-2446 (286 amino acids)
Biological process (GO): nuclear polyadenylation-dependent mRNA catabolic process; exonucleolytic trimming to generate mature 3'-end of 5.8S rRNA from tricistronic rRNA transcript (SSU-rRNA, 5.8S rRNA, LSU-rRNA); nuclear mRNA surveillance
Cellular component (GO): cytoplasmic exosome (RNase complex); nuclear exosome (RNase complex)
Source: RefSeq, a predicted model, not a curated record
UCUUUAACUUCAUCCACUUUCAUAAAGUCAAUUACACGAGUCUCUAUUCACAAAAAUAACCUGAAAUUCAUUCAUACUCCACACCUGGAGCCACACCCUUUUUUCUUCAACUCUAUCUACGAUCUCAUAGAUCUGUAUGGAAGAACCCAAUGAAGCUGGACAUGAGAGUACUACAGAUAAGUCAAAUUAUUGAUAUGGGUAUCCAAGUUCAUUCAUUACUGAACACCAAUGGUUUUACGUUCCUUCAGGUCAAGUUAGGAUAUGAAAUCUAGUCGGAGAACAUUUUAUAACAACUUGGGAAAACAAUGUAGAUAACCAUUGUCUUUUUUUCUAGAAGAUGGAAAUAAGCUUGUUUGUUGAAAUGAUACUAACACUCUAGAGAUAAUAAAGGAAACAAAACAGAAAUAACCAACAAACAAAAUCAAGUAUGUUGCAGAUACUUAGUAAGAGAUUACAAGCUAUCUAUUUGAAGAAGAAAAUAAAAUGACUUCAAUUUAAACUGAUGUCUUGAAUUGAAUAGUCUAUAAAAGUUUGAAAAGACGGCACGGAGAGAAGGUUUUAACUUGAGUAAUCUCUUAAGAAACUUUUUUGCUCGCGGUAGUAUCUCUAUGGUUAGCAUUUGAUGGAGCUUUGUUUACAUUUUCACUCGGAUAUACGAAAUUGCAUUUGUGGGGUUGAUCGCAAUAAAAAUGGACGUUUACUGUUAGAAUUUGACAGAAAUGGAAUGUUGAUUACUAUUAUGUAAUGUAACAUGCUCAUAAGGAUGCAUAAUGCCUUCCCACUAGAUUUUGGAGAUGUAACUAGACAUAAGGCAUAUGGGUAAUGUGUGUAAUGCUGAUUAAUGCCUACAGACGAAUGUAUAUUCUAUUUCUUAAACUUAUAUAUAUUCUUCUUAUGGAUGCUUCCAAGAAGGGGACGUGGCCCGAACUUCAAUACUUAGUUGUGGCUUUAAAUCUUCAAAUUGGUAAAGCUCAUCUCAUUCUUCUACCAUGGAAGGACCUUGAAGGCAUAAAUAGACUAUGGUCGCCCUUGUAGUCCUAGUAAACUUGUGAAGGAAUCUUUAAGAUAGAAUAUAUGUUGUUCAUUCGUGAAGCUUCUAUGUUAUCAUUUCUCAUUGAAUACUGCGAAAAUCUCUACCAUGUUAUCCUUUAGAAAAACUAAUGGAUUCUUGUGAAUGUCUAUUUCUUUUCUUGCAUUUUAAGGGAUUCAUUACAAUUACAACAUCCUCCAGCCUUUUAUCAUGGAGUCAGAGAAUGAAGUUGAAGCCAUGUAUAGAGACUUCGAAUUUUCUUGGGAAAGCUGAUAGGUGUAUGCUAUUAAACCAAAAGAUCCAAUUAAGUGCCCUUUAGUUCUGAUAUGAAUACAAGUUGCUGGAUUUCUUCUUGUCGAAAGCCGGUUUCACCCUAAACCCGUUCACUUCAACGAACGGGUCGACCACGUUCUGUCGCCCCAAGCUCCAUUAGGCCUCUAUCUGGCGAAGCAUCCUAAGAUUCACAGGUGACCCACUGCCGUUUGUUGCUAAUACCUUCAUUCGAGUCAUCAACCAGUUUUGUGUGCUUCACCAUAUUCUUCCUGAAAAGUAGGAAUGGUGGGUCUUUCAACUGGAGAGAAGCUUUUCAUUCAAGCUGGCAUCGCUCAGGAUCUUCGCACUGAUGGUCGAGGGAGGUUAACUUAUCGACCCAUCUCUAUAGAAACCGAUGUGAUCUCUCAGGCAAAUGGUUCAGCAAGGGUCCGAAUGGGUGGUACUGAAGUUAUUGCCACAGUUAAGGCGGAACUUGGAAGGCCUAAUCCAAUGCAACCUGACAAAGGGAAGGUCUCGAUCUCUGUUGAUUGUAGUCCGACUGCAGAGCCGGCAUUUGAGGGUAGGGGUGGUGAAGAGUUGUCAACGGAACUCUCGAUUGCUCUUGAGCGAUGUCUCUUAGGUGGAAAGAGUGGUUCAGGGGCUGGGAUUGACCUUUCAUCUUUGAUAGUUGUGGAAGGGAAGCUUUGUUGGGAUCUCUAUAUUGAGGGGUUGGUGGUAAGCUCAGAAGGCAAUCUUCUAGACGCUCUUGGUGCUGCCAUUAAGGCUGCUUUGAGCAAUACAGGCAUCCCAAAAGUCCAUGUUGCUGCAGAAGCAUUAGACAACGAACAACCUGAAGUUGACGUAAGUGAUGAAGAAUUUCUACAGUUCGAUACAUCUGGGGUUCCAGCCAUUGUUACAUUGACAAAAGUGGGUAAGCACUACAUCGUUGAUGCUACUUUGGAAGAAGAAUCUCAAAUGAGUUCUGCAGUCUCCAUAUCCAUCGACAGGCAUGGUCACAUUUGUGGGUUGACUAAACGUGGGGGUGUUGGGGUUGAUCCAAGCAUAAUCCUCGAUAUGAUAUCCGUGGGCAAACAUGUUAGCGAGGAGUUGCUGAACAAGUUGGACUCAGAGAUUGUGGCUGCCGAAGCUGAUGAAGAGGAAUGAAAAAACUUUUAGAUCUCUUACUGUAUGGUAGAUCUUAGAUCGAUAGUCUUUGAUGGAAUUCCAGUCUAGAUGGUAUAGAUGAUUGAAAGAUAGUGAUCUUGUAAAAUUGCUAGUGUUUUAGACAUUUUGAUUCUAUCUUGGCAUUUGAUUCUGUAUCUUUGAUUAAAGAACCAGUGCUUCGAAUUCUUCACUACACAAUGAGAAACAAUUUUAUUGACUAAUUAUUUGUAAACAAAGAAUGAGCUUUGGAAGGAUUAGAACUUGUAAAGAAUCAAAUACCUAAAUUCUGAGGUGAUGUUUCAAGGUA